Molecule: messenger RNA, 2990 nt
Organism: Hippoglossus stenolepis (Pacific halibut)
Lineage: Eukaryota; Metazoa; Chordata; Actinopteri; Pleuronectiformes; Pleuronectidae
Product: F-box only protein 40
Exons: 7
Coding region: 185-2311 (708 amino acids)
Cellular component (GO): cytoplasm
Molecular function (GO): zinc ion binding; ubiquitin protein ligase activity; protein binding
Source: RefSeq, a predicted model, not a curated record
ACACACACACACACACACACACACACACACACACACACACACACACACACACACACACACACAGCACAAACGGACACUUGGUCUUUAAAGCACCAGACGGAGUGCAUGGGACAUGUUUCUCUCCAGCUCGUGCGGCGGUCAGACGUCUACAGAUCACACAAAGUGGAACAAGAGGAUCUGAAGGAUGAGUCGUCAGUCUCGAGCGUCCAGGGAGCGGCAGCAUGUCCACUGUGACUCCUGCUACAGCCGGCGCUGCAGGGCUCGGGUGGAGGUCUCUGUGUGCUGUGCCCUCAUCCCCUGCCGCCUGCACUGUGGAGCUCUGUUCCACCUGUGCAAAGAGGAGGAUCACCUGCUGCUCUGCCCGAACGUGAGGGUGCCGUGCCUCAACGCCGGGUACGGCUGCCCGGUCCAGCUGCCCCGCUCCUCGCAGGCCGCUCACCUCCAGGUGUGCCCGGCCAGCGUGGUGUGCUGCUCCAUGGAGUGGAACCGCUGGCCGUCCCAAGAUGCUCACUCCUAUCCCAACACAGAGCUGCACGAAAACCUGCUCAGAGAAAGAAAGCAGGGAGGAUGUCUGGACCUGGCCAUGGCCCUGAAAGACCAGGACCGCCUGUUUCACUCCAUGAAGAUGAAGAGACUGUUCCCUGAGCUCAUCCAGGGUGUAGAUGAGGAGGAGAAAAAAGAAGAAAGGAGGGAGGAGGAGAGGAGGAAGGAAAGGCAGAAAAAAGCUUCCUUGGUGAAGGAGGCAGCAGAAAAGGAGGCCGGUGCUCACACCUGGGAGUCUUUUGUCACGUUGAACAUCCAAGACAAAGAUGACGAUGAAGAUGAAGUUGAGGUUGAAAAUGAUCAGCUGUUGACUCAGGAGGAGAGAGAGGCUAUUGCCACGGCCUCAAGCAUUGAUGCUAAUCUGUUAGAAAACUACAGGGCUUGGGAGCAUAUGUUCAGUAUGGAGAGGGGCGGCUGCAGGGAGGCUGGAGAGGCAGCUGUGGGAGGCACAGGCCAGGGACCGGCUAAAGGGAACAGCAAAGGCCUGGGCCUGAUUGAGGAAGAUGCAGCAGAUAUGUGUGUGGGUGCAACAGCAUCCAACACCUGCAAACAGGUGAGCAGGGCAGCCACAUCCUCCUCCUCCUCAUCCAGCGGCAAACUGACGAAGAAGAAGUUUGUGUACGGAUACUUGGAGCCCAUGAAGAUCAUCACUGUGCGCACAUUUAAUGUCCCAACCAGCUUCUCUGCCAAGCAGUGCCGCAUCCGCAACCCUGGUUUCUACAGGAGGGAGAGCCGGGCCGUGGACACCAGCGACCUGGGGGUGACGUUAAAGGACAUGCCUGUGUGGGAGGAAAUUCAGGCCUCUCUGCUGUGCUCCCUGGAGAAGGAGCAGAGGGGUCACCUCAUCGCAGAGAGCGCGUGCUCAGACGGUCUGCUGCAAGACGAGGGCACGCAGACCUACAACUUCCUGUCCGCUCCCUUUCAGAGGAACACGUCGCUGGCCCAUCUGACUGCCGGGAAACCGCUGGAGCUGCACCUUCAGCUGCAGGUGGAGAGCGUCACCAGCCGACACCACAAGGCCAGCUCCGCCUUCACCUUCCUCUGCGGACACACCUUUCAGCGCAGAGAAUACGGCAAACAUUACAAGAAUAUCCACAGUGACAUCCAGAUGUGUGUGAAUGGAUGGUUCGAGCAGAGGUGCCCCCUCGCGUACCUGGGCUGCACCUACAGCCAGAGGAGGUUCCAGCCGUCCACACAUGAAGCCAGCGUCACCUUCAAUGAGAGUCUGGGCUGCUUCAGCCUGCACUCCACCAUCCCACUGGGUGACGCUCCCCAGCCGUCCAGGAGCUCUGCGGACUCCUUACCCUCUCAGAGCAGGAGAGGAGGUCGUGCAGGAGGAGAGGAGGCCUCUCUGAGCUUGCUGCCGUACGAGGUGCUGUGCCACGUGACCAGUUUCCUGGACAGUCUGUCCCUGUCUCAGCUGGCUCUGGUGUCCCAGCUCAUGAGGCAGGUGUGCUCCUCUCUGCUGCAGGACCGAGGGAUGGUCACCCUCCGCUGGGAGAGGACCACGGACUCACAUGGAGGAGCCAGGUGGAGGGUGAAACAGACGGUGUGGCAGUUCAGCAACCUGUUCUCUCCCGUGGACGCCUGGUGCUUCCGAGACGUGCCGUCCAUUUCGGAGCAUCUAAAGCGGUGUCCCUACUACACGACGGAGUCCAGGACAGACAAGGUCCAACUGCCGCGUUUCAGAGAAGACGUCCAAACCAACAUGAGCUGCAAAGGUCCCACUCUGGUCGACUUGGUCCAGCAGAAGAGGAUCAUGAUGUAGAGCCACAUUCGACCGUAUCUGUUCUUAUAUAAGACAGGUAGCCGGCAACACCAAGACAUCAUGACCUGCCUGGUUUGGGUCAUAUCAGAUUCACCCCUUCUUGUUUUAUCUCCCCAUGUCCACUGUCAAUUAGAAAUAAAGGAGAAAAUGGCAAUAAAAUAAUGACUUGAUUGACAGUGAUGUUAUUUAGCACAGGUCUGAAAGCAGCUACACAGGGCCGCCGCCCUCUAAUGGCGACUCUUAGCGCUGUCUGUGUUAGUGAGGAUGUCCGCUCUGAAAAACAGCUCCGUGUUCGUGAAGGAUAUGAGAGUCGGGCCGGUUCUUCCCAUCAUCACUGCUUAGUGAGAUACUUUUGAUUCAUUCAUUUAAUGAUAACUGAAAUUGACUCAAUAGUGGUAGAAGUCCUCCAAAUCCUCAUCAAUCCUUCAUUUAAUAGAAAAAUACUCCAUUGUAGUAACAUGAUGAAUAUUAUGUAGAAAAAUGAACUUAAAAUAUCAAAAAGUGAAAGUAUUCUAACCUUACCUGUAUGUCUCAGUGCAUCAUGUUAUAUUUGUCAAUAUGCACAGCAGCGUGUUGUAAAAGUGCAGAUUUGCUGUGUUCUGAGUUAAAAGUCUCAAUCUGACACAAAGUACUUUCAGUGUGAGCAGUGGUGUAAGAGCACUAAACAUUAUGUAUUCUG